AGGGACUGGUGAAACUAUGGUGAGCGUGAUUGAUAUAGUCCAUUUCCUUAUGGAACUUGCCCUCAAGCAGUGUGGAUCAGGUGGACAUGGAGACGGGAGAAUCAGCAGCUGAACACUGAGGUCGGAGGAGACAGAAAUCUCAAGAGACCUUCCCUUUGCCUGCUCAGAGAACUGCCCACUACUAAGUGUCAGUGAUGCCUUUCCAAUUUUGCAUGGUUUUUUUUUUCAAUUUUCCAUGUUUUAAGAUCUGCCCCUAGGUCGCCUUUAAACAUGAACAUUUUCAAAGCUAUUUCACUGAGACUGCAUGAUCCUGGACUGUAGAAGAUGUUUCAUCUGCUUGAGUCCCUUCACUGUUGUUAUGGUCUCACUUCUCAGUGCCAGUUUCAUCAUCGGUUCUCUUGGAGGAACAGACAAGGAGCUGAGGUUAACGGCUGGUGACAACAAGUGCAGUGGUAGAGUGGAAGUGAAAGUCCAAGAGGAGUGGGGAACAGUGUGUAAUAACGGCUGGAGCAUGGAGGAGGUCUCUGUGAUUUGUAGGCAGCUCGGAUGUCCAAUUUCUAUCAAAGCCACUGGCUGGACUAAUUCCAGUGCAGGGUCUGGACGCAUUUGGAUGGAUCAUGUUUCUUGUCUUGGGAAUGAAUCUGCUCUUUGGGAUUGCAAACAUGAUGGAUGGGGAAAGCAUAACUGUACUCACCAACAAGAUGCUGGAGUGACCUGCUCAGAUGGAUCCGAUCUGGAGAUGAGGCUGAUGAAUGGAGGGACUCGGUGUUCAGGAAGAAUAGAGGUCAAAUUCCAAGGACAAUGGGGAACAGUGUGUGAUGAUAACUUCAACAUAAAUCACGCUUCUGUGGUUUGUAAACAGCUUGAAUGCGGAAGUGCUGUCAGUUUCUCUAGUUCAGCUACUUUUGGAGAAGGUUCUGGACCAAUCUGGUUUGAUGAUCUUGUAUGCCAUGGAAAUGAGUCAGCUCUCUGGAACUGCACCCAUGGAGGAUGGGGAAAUCAUAACUGCGAUCAUGCUGAGGAUGCUGGAGUGAUUUGCUUAGAUGGAGCCGACCUGAGCCUGAGACUGGUAGACGGAGUCACUGAAUGUUCAGGGAGAUUAGAAGUGAAAUUCCAAGGAGAAUGGGGGACAGUGUGUGAUGACGGCUGGGACAGUAAAGAUGCUGCUGUGGUGUGUAAGCAACUGGGAUGUCCAACAGCCAUCACUGCCAUCGGUCGAGUUAACGCCAGUGAAGGAUCUGGACACAUUUGGCUUGACAGUGUUUCCUGCGAAGGGCAUGAAGCUGCUGUCUGGCAGUGUAGACACCACGAAUGGGGAAAGCAUUAUUGCAAUCAUAAUGAAGAUGCUGGUGUGACAUGUUCUGAUGGAUCAGAUCUGGAGCUAAGACUUAAAGGUGGAGGUAGCCGCUGCGCUGGGACAGUUGAGGUGGAAAUUCAGAAACUGUUAGGGAAGGUGUGCGACAGAGGCUGGGGACUGAAAGAAGCUGAUGUGGUUUGCAGGCAGCUGGGAUGUGGAUCUGCACUCAAAACAUCCUAUCAAAAGUAUUCCAAAAUCAAGGCGACAAACACAUGGCUGUUUGCAAGUAGCUGUAAAGGAAAUGAAACUUCUCUUUGGGACUGCAAGAACUGGCAAUGGGGUGGGCUUUCCUGUGAUCACUACGAAGAAGCCAAAAUUACCUGCUCAGCCCACAGGGAACCCAGACUGGUUGGAGGGGACAUUCCCUGCUCUGGACGUGUUGAAGUGAAACAUGGUGACACAUGGGGCUCCGUCUGUGAUUCUGACUUCUCUCUGGAAGCUGCCAGUGUGCUAUGCAGGGAAUUACAGUGUGGCACAGUCGUCUCUAUCCUGGGUGGAGCUCAUUUUGGAGAAGGAAAUGGACAGAUCUGGGCUGAAGAAUUCCAGUGCGAGGGGCAUGAGUCCCAUCUUUCACUCUGCCCAGUAGCAACCCGCCUAGAUGGAACUUGCAGCCACAGUAGGAAUGUUGGAGUAGUCUGUUCAAGAUACACAGAAAUCCGCUUGGUGAAUGGCAAGUCCCCAUGCGAGGGAAGAGUGGAGCUCAAGACACUUGGAGCCUGGGGAUCCCUCUGCAGCUCUCACUGGGACAUGGAAGAUGCCCACGUUCUUUGCCAGCAACUUAAAUGUGGAGUUGCCCUUUCUACCCCAGGAGGAGCACAUUUUGGGAAAGGAAAUGGUCAGGUCUGGAGGCACAUGUUUCACUGCACUGGGACUGAGCAGCACAUGGGAGAUUGCCCUGUAACUGCUCUGGGUGCAUCGCUAUGUUCUGCAGGGCAGGUGGCCUCUGUGAUCUGCUCAGGAAACCAGUCCCAGACACUAUCCCCAUGCAAUUCAUCAUCUUCAGACCCAACAAGCCCUACCAUUCCAGAAGAAAGUGCAGUUCCCUGCAUAGGGAGUGGUCAACUUCGCCUGGUAAAUGGAGAAGGUCGCUGUGCUGGGAGAGUGGAGAUCUAUCACGAAGGCUCCUGGGGCACCAUCUGUGAUGACAGCUGGGACCUGAGAGAUGCCCAUGUGGUGUGUGGACAGCUGGGCUGUGGAGUCGCCGUUAAUGCCACUGGUUCUGCUUAUUUUGGGGAAGGAACAGGGCCCAUCUGGCUAGAUGAGAUGAAGUGCAAUGGAAAAGAAUCCCAUAUUUGGCAGUGCCAUUCACAUGGCUGGGGGCAGCACAACUGUAGGCACAAGGAGGAUGCAGGAGUUAUCUGCUCAGAGUUCAUGUCUCUAAGACUGACCAGUGAAACCAGCAAAGAGACUUGUGCAGGACGUCUGGAGGUUUUCUACAAUGGAGCUUGGGGAAGUGUUGGCAAGAGUAACAUGUCUGAAACCACUGUGGCGGUGGUAUGCAGGCAGCUGGGCUGUGCAGACAAAGGGAAGAUGAACCCUGCAUCUUCAGACAUGGCAAUGUCAAGGCCCAUGUGGGUGGACAAUGUUCAGUGUCCAAAAGGACCUGACACGUUGUGGCAGUGUCCAUCAUCUCCGUGGAAGCAGAGACUGGCCAGCCCCUCAGAGGAGACCUGGAUCACAUGUGACAACAAGAUAAGACUUCAAAACGGAACAACUAGUUGUUCUGGACGUGUGGAGAUCUGGCAUGGAGGUUCCUGGGGGACAGUGUGUGAUGACUCUUGGGACUUGGAUGAUGCUCAGGUGGUGUGUCGACAGGUGGGCUGUGGCUCAGCUUUGAAAGCACUAAAAGAGGCAGAAGAGUUUGGUCAGGGCACUGGACCCGUAUGGCUCAAUGAAGUGAAUUGCAAAGGGAAUGAAUCUUCCUUGUGGGAUUGUCCUGCCAGACGCUGGGGGCACAGUGAAUGUGGGCACAAGGAAGAUGCUGCUGUGAAUUGCUCAGAAAUUUCAGUGCCUAGAAAAUCAUUCAAGCCUGCAGGUCACUCUUCUCUUAUUGUAAUCGGGAUCCUUGGGGUUAUACUGUUGGUCCUUCUCACCGCAUUCUCCUUAUGGAUUCGGAGGCGAAAACAGAGACAGCGGCUUACAGUUUCCUCAAGAGGAGACAAUUGUGUUCACCAAAUUCAAUACCGGGAGAUGAAUUCUUGCCUGAACGCAGAUGAUCUGGACCCGCUGAAUUCCUCAGGGGGCCAUUCUGAGGCACACUGAAAAAGAAAAUGGGAAUUUAUAACAUGGUGAGGUGAGUUCAAAAUAAGUACAUUCCUUUUGAAGACC
Molecule: messenger RNA, 3685 nt
Organism: Propithecus coquereli (Coquerel's sifaka)
Lineage: Eukaryota; Metazoa; Chordata; Mammalia; Primates; Indriidae
Gene: CD163
Product: CD163 molecule
Exons: 16
Coding region: 305-3619 (1104 amino acids)
Cellular component (GO): membrane
Source: RefSeq, a predicted model, not a curated record